ACACACGUGAUGGAAGGUUCGGGUAAGAUGGUUGUAACAGCUGUGGGGGUUAAUUCUCAGGCUGGCAUAAUUUUCACGUUAUUGGGUGCCACAGAGGGUGACGCUACCGCUAUUCCACCCCCACCGCCGACUGAGUUCGCCACACAAACUGCUAACCCAAACGUGGAUCGUAAUGGACGCCCGACGCCUGCCGGUCAUGGUCAUCAUGGAACUGACGAUUUGAAUAAAAGGAACGCGUCACAUGUUGCGUUUAGAGGUGAAGUUGUAUGCUUUCGUAAACCUUUCGUCCGACAAACAAGCUUGCUCAUGAAAUUCGAUAAAUUGUUCCUAAAUGCAGAUGUGGAAAUGGGGCGACUCACAGCAACGGGAGAUCAUAUAGAAAAUCAUCAACACGGAAACCUUGCUCGUGAGAAUGGUGCUGGUGGUGAUGAUAACGAAUUAUCCCCGGAUACGGAUGAAGCAGCCGACCUGGAUGCUGGUGCAAAACCCAAAAAAAGAAAAAAGAAAAAAUAUUCAGUAUUGCAGGCCAAGCUCACCCGUUUGGCCAGUCUAAUUGGUCAGCUUGGCACGGUGGUCGCGACACUCACAGUGAUCAUUCUGAUCAUCAAGUUUUCCGUACAGACAUUCUAUUUUGACAAAGAACCAUGGGAUACUGGGCGCCACCUACACCAGUUUGUCCGCUUCGUGAUCAUCGGUGUUACGGUUCUCGUUGUCGCUGUGCCAGAGGGACUUCCGUUGGCUGUCACCAUAUCCCUUGCCUAUUCAGUGAAGAAAAUGAUGCGAGACAAUAAUUUGGUCCGUCAUUUGGACGCAUGCGAAACAAUGGGAAACGCAACAGCUAUUUGUUCGGACAAAACUGGAACUCUGACAACGAAUCGCAUGACGGUUGUACAGUGCUAUCUGGGUGGGCGAUUUACGCAACGUGAGGCGGAACUCCCUCGCCUCAAUGAUCUGCAUCACCGUGUUGGACAUCGUCUUGUGCACAGUGUGGCAAUCAACAGUAGCUACACAUCACGUAUCGCAGUCCCGGCAAAGUCCAGUGAAUUGCCACAACAGCUGGGUAACAAAACCGAAUGUGCUCUACUUGGAUUUGUCCGCCACCUUGGUGUGAACUACGAGGAUAUUCGAGAGAAAUGGCCACAAGAAUCGCUAUUGAAAGUUUACACUUUCAAUUCUGUGAGAAAAUCUAUGAGUACAAUAAUAAAAGAUUUGGAGCCAAGUCGCCCUGGCAUCACAGUGUUCACGAAGGGAGCGUCAGAAAUGGUGUUAAAAAAGUGUACAUUUAUUUUGGACAAGAAUGGAGAACCACAACCGUUCACUCAGUCACACCAGGAAGCUCUUGUGCGAGAGGUGAUUGAACCAAUGGCAAGCGACGGGUUGCGAACAAUUGGACUGGCGUACAAAACAUACUUGAAUCCAGGCAUUGAUCCGGAGCGCAACGAGUUUCAACUAAGUCGGGGUCAGCUGCCCGACCUGGAUGACGAAGACAACAUUGUUGCAGACUUAACGUGCAUCGGCGUCGUUGGAAUUGAAGAUCCCGUUAGACCUGAGGUACCGGCUGCAAUCCGUAAAUGUCAGCGAGCUGGUAUAACUGUUCGGAUGGUGACUGGCGACAAUAUCAACACAGCACGUUCUAUCGCUCUCAAAUGUGGCAUAUUAAAACCAGGAGAAAACUAUAUUGUGCUCGAAGGCAAAGAAUUUAACAAUCGUGUACGAGAUCCAAAAACAAAUCGUGUGCGCCAAGAUUUGAUAGACCAGGUUUGGCCACAGCUACGUGUACUCGCCAGAUCAUCUCCGCAAGACAAAUACACUCUGGUUAGUGGGAUUAUUGAUAGCCACAUGACAACGCGUCGGGAGGUCGUGGCUGUAACGGGUGAUGGAACAAAUGACGGACCAGCUCUGAAAAAGGCUGACGUUGGAUUCGCCAUGGGGAUUGCUGGAACUGAUGUUGCUAAAGAAGCGUCCGACAUUAUACUCACAGACGACAACUUUACCAGUAUCGUAAAGGCCGUUAUGUGGGGCCGAAAUGUAUACGACUCGAUUUCAAAGUUCUUGCAAUUCCAGCUGACCGUGAACAUGGUCGCCAUUAUCGUGGCAUUCGUUGGGGCUUGCUUCAUCACCGACAGUCCACUGAAGGCAGUCCAGAUGCUAUGGGUCAAUCUUAUUAUGGACACAUUGGCUUCACUCGCCUUGGCAACAGAAUUACCAACAGAAGAAUUGCUAGAACGCGCCCCGUAUGGACGAUCAAAACCGAUUAUUGGCCGAACCAUGAUAAAGAACAUCGUUGGCCAAGCUUUGUACCAGCUAGCGGUGAUAUUCUACCUACUGUGGUUUGGUGAACAAAUUUUGGACGUGGAAAGUGGGCGUGGUCUCAGUGAGAAAGGUAUUAACCGCCCAACAGAACAUUUCACGGUGAUCUUCAACACCUUCGUUAUGAUGACCUUGUUCAACGAAAUUAACGCAAGGAAGAUACAUGGCCAACGCAAUAUAUUUUCCGGGUUGAUGAACAAUAUUCUUUUUCUUAUUAUCUGGGUGGCAACAUUCUUUCUCCAGGUGAUCAUCGUGCAGUUCGGCGGAUACGCAUUUAGCACAGCUCCGUUGCCUUUAGAACAUUGGCUGUGGUGUCUGUUUUUCGGGAUCGGCUCUCUUGUUUGGGGUCAGGUUAUUACAACCAUUCCAUCAUCAAUCAUACCCAAACGCACUCGCAAGCCUCCUAAGGGAAGGCGUGUGACGCUAGUGCCAGUGACUGAUGUGAAUGCACCAGAAACUACUGGUCUGAUGGACGCUGAGGCCGGCGGACCCCCCAUGGCUGAUGGUGGUCUGGGACAUCGUCCAAGCACAGGAUUUGUAGCCAAAGCGGCCAAUGUGGUAGCUCGCGGAUUGGGAGCAAUCUAUCCAGCUUCAGCACCAGAAGAGGAAGAAGAAGACGAGGAUGAGGAACACGAAAAUUUGACCGGAUCGGAACUGAAAAAUACGGGACAAAUAUUGUGGAUCCGGGGUCUUUCACGAUUGCAAACUCAGGCGGCCCGAGAACCUAGUUUAGAUACGCGUACAGACGAAUGGAUGGGUCGUGUCCGACGAUUUACACUGAGUCAGAUUAAUACAGAGGGCAUGGUCCAUCCUCUUGUCUUGGCCGCAAGACGUCAGAGUACGACAAUGCAAGAGUCUACGCAACAACCAGGUGCACUUUAUCGUGCACGGACCCAAGAUUUACCCGAAGAGGAUGAAGAGAUAAGAGUGAUCAACGCAUUUAGAGCCGGAAUACCGUCUCGACUGGAUGUUUUGCAUCGAUUUGGUUCGGUUAACUUGGACCGUGUGCCCGGCCGAUCAGCUUCAAUUGGAAUGUUCGGUCGAUGCAAUGCGAGUACCCGUGGAUUCAAUCCAGAGAACCCAGCCAUGCAAUAGUCCAGCAUAUUCACAGAGCAUAGAUUUAUUCUGCAUCGAGCUACAUGACUUUGUUGAUACCGUAAUUCACCAGCUUUGUUGUUGAGCAGGUUAAGAGAGCAACCUUGGCAAUAUUUACCAACGGCUGACUGCCGUCCUUUUCGCACCUCUUGAAACAACCCUUACAAACUCAUUUUGCUCCCAUCAGAUUUUCACCAUAUUUUAUCCUUUUCUUCCUUUAGCAACGAAACCUUCCUCGUAUCACCCCAAUAGUUGGAAAAACCGAUUCAGGAAUUCAGGUAGAACUGGUUUGUAUGUCGAUAUCAAGAGGAUCCAUUGUAGACCGAUUCUAACCCCAAUUCCAUUCACGUGCUACUUCAAUGACUCUUGUCGGUCCUGUCAGUCUCCCUUUGAGGACCAAAUGUAAAUUAGUCCCACAAUUAUAGAAAACGAAACAUUAAUACUGAAUAAGCCAGAACCAACGAAAUAACUAUCGGUUUAUCACUAGGGGUGGAAAAUAUGAGGGAAAUCACAACUGGCAGAACGGAACAACACUCCCUGGAGAAUUUUCCCCUAGUUGCCGAACAAAGAACAUACUACGUAGGCUAUAGCCGUGAUCUAUCCGGCUAACCUGUACCCGCCCCGUUCCCGAAAAUCAUAAUGUACCCGGCCCUUGUUUUUUGUAUCUAUGACAUUUCGCUCAAUUUUUCCUCGAACAUUCCUAGAUGCCAUUAGCCCACAGAUCUCAACAUUCACUUCUACGCUACUGUAGCACGAAAUAUUAGCGAAUUCAUUUCAAUGAUGCAUAAACAAACGCGUACUGUUUCCUCUGGUUAUCUCUACAGCACGUGUUAUAAAAUGUAGGCCUUCAGAUCAUUGAUCAAGACACUUAAAUUCCCAAAAAGCGGACACCUUUUGGACCAAGUCAAACCGUUCGCUUCAAGGGAGAAUUUGCUCUGCUUUGGAGAAGUAUCAUGCACGGGAACAAACGACUGUGUCGG
Messenger RNA from Opisthorchis viverrini, 4385 nucleotides. RefSeq lists its product as hypothetical. Gene Ontology annotation, molecular function: P-type calcium transporter activity; ATP hydrolysis activity; ATP binding. The coding region runs from base 10 to 3405 and encodes 1131 amino acids. The record is from RefSeq and is a predicted model, not a curated record. Lineage: Eukaryota; Metazoa; Platyhelminthes; Trematoda; Opisthorchiida; Opisthorchiidae. Gene Ontology annotation, cellular component: membrane; intracellular membrane-bounded organelle. Gene Ontology annotation, biological process: calcium ion transmembrane transport; regulation of cytosolic calcium ion concentration. The transcript has 13 exons.